Molecule: messenger RNA, 735 nt
Organism: Sarcophilus harrisii (Tasmanian devil)
Lineage: Eukaryota; Metazoa; Chordata; Mammalia; Dasyuromorphia; Dasyuridae
Product: keratin-associated protein 10-8-like
Exons: 1
Coding region: 1-735 (244 amino acids)
Source: RefSeq, a predicted model, not a curated record
AUGUGCACACGUGCCAAUGCGGCGUUCGUGUUGGAUAUUGUGCCUUGCGUGCCUGGUGCGCCCGGCACAUUGCCUGCGUGGUGCCGUGCGUGGCUAAUGGGACUUGGCGUGCCUGCCCUUUACGUGCCGUCUGGCAUGAUGCCCGUGCCUUGUAUAUGUGUGCCCGUGCGUGCCUGCGUGUGCGCUUGUAUACAUGUGCCUGUGCGCGUGCGUGCCUGUGCACACGUGCCUUGUGUAUAUGUGUGCCUGUGCGUGCCUGCGUGUGCGCUUGCCGUGCCUGGCGGCGUGCGUGCCUGGCACCGCAAUAAUUAUAUGUGGCCUUGCGUGCCUGCCGUGCGCCUCGUGCCUGUGCACGUGUCGUUGCACGUGCCUUGUGUAUAUGUGUGCCCGUGCGUGCCUGCGUGUGCACUUGUAUACAUGUGCCUGUGCGUGCGUGCCUGUGCACCGUGCUGCGUAAUAUGUUGCCCGUGCGUGCCUGCGUGUGCGGCAGACAUGUGCCUGCUGGCGUGCGUGCCUGUACCGUGCGCGUUAUAUGUGGCUGUGCGUGCCUGCGUGCGCAUUCGUGCCUGUCGGCGUGUGCUGCGUCGCUUGGUAUAUGUGUGCUGUGCGUGCCUGCGUGUACGCAGCACAAUGUGCCUGUGCGCGUGCGUGCCUGUGCACACGUGCCUUGUUAUAUGUGGCCCGUGCGUGCCUGCGUGUGCGCUUGAUAUGUGCCUUCUGCGUGCGUGCACGUAA